Molecule: messenger RNA, 628 nt
Organism: Talaromyces stipitatus ATCC 10500
Lineage: Eukaryota; Fungi; Ascomycota; Eurotiomycetes; Eurotiales; Trichocomaceae
Exons: 2
Coding region: 230-550 (106 amino acids)
Source: RefSeq, a predicted model, not a curated record
GAGAUUGUCAAUAGCAUCAGACAAUUUCACGAUCAAACGAUACUGAAUAUAGAUCCCUUAGUGUAUUCGCUACAUCGACAAGAACUUUGCUCAACGGUCUUGAAAGCCUGGUCUGUCCACACCGCGCGGAUCAUACCAUCAUUUUCCGGACCCGAGCUUCAGGCAACCAGAUCAUUCGUUAAAUCUAUUUGAACCGAGUCGACUACACUCAAUAAUCACAGUCAACACAAUGUCCAUACCAGUCUCAACAAUAACCUCCUUUCGAACCGCCUUCUCCCCCUUCUCCCCCCUCGGACGACCAUGCAGAAUCCUACUGAACCUCCUUCAAAACCCUUCUACUGCACCAGCCAGCAGUCCCACACACAUCGAUAUCAAAGUGUCACAUUUACCGCGAAACUCGCAACAACUUCCAGAGAUUACGAUUGGGUUUAAAGGUGGGAAAGAGAUUAAACUUGAGGUUGGGAAACGGAAGAUGAAGAUCGGGGAUGUAUUGGAUGAGAUUGCUAGAGUUGGGCGGGUGGUUGAGAGGGAGCAGAGUUUGAAGGGCUGAUUUGUGCAUGUUUUUUGGAGGAGUGUAUUAUUAUGUUCGUGUAUAUCAAUUGAUUUUUACAACUCUUACGUGAGUGCU